Molecule: messenger RNA, 558 nt
Organism: Eriocheir sinensis (Chinese mitten crab)
Lineage: Eukaryota; Metazoa; Arthropoda; Malacostraca; Decapoda; Varunidae
Exons: 2
Coding region: 1-558 (185 amino acids)
Source: RefSeq, a predicted model, not a curated record
AUGGGCUACUGCUACGGCAAUGUAAAGACACAUAAACCCGGCAACAAGCUAAGGCCCAUAAUUUCACAAAUCCCCACGCCCACAUAUAACAUUGCUAAAAGGUUAUGUGCAAUCCUGACCCCUUACACUCCAGACGCCUACAACUUGAAAUCGGCAACGGACUUCCUCGACCUCCUGAAGACCACGGAUAGCAAGGGCAUCAUCGCCUCCCUGGAUGUUGAGUCGCUCUUCACGAAUGUGCCAGUCGACCGGACCAUCGAUUAUAUCAUCAACCGUAUAUACUACAACGAUUCUACCCCAAACCUUGACAUCCCAGAAGACGUUAUUCGUGGACUGCUCGAAUGUUGCACCAAGGAAGCACCCUUCAUAUGCCCACGCGGAAACAGAUACCAACAAAUCGACGGAGUAGCAAUGGGCUCUCCACUAGGUGUCCUCUUCGCAAACUUCUUUAUGGGCUGCAUUGAAGAAGAAACGUUCAAGAACACAGAGAAGCCUGAAAUAUACUGCAGGACCCUGUGCAAAGAUCGCUGGCAGCUGAUACACCACCAAUCAAUAUAG